AUAUUUUAUUACUUUUAGACAACAAUAAAAAGUGUCACAAAAAGAAAGACUUGUUAAGCAUAUGUACAAUAACAAAGUUCGCAUAAAAUUUGGCUAGCAAAUUUCAAGACUGGCAACAAAACGUGGCAAAAUAGUUGUCUACUAACGGUAAACAUUGUGCCGCGCAAUAAAAGUCAAGUGCGUGGCACUUAACAUUCACUUGAAGUGGCAGCCGGAGCACGAAGGAGCGAGGUAAAGUGAGUCGUUGACAAAGUAACGCAUUGCGCGAUAAGAGACAAAGUGAGGAAGGAGGAGGAGAAGAAGAAGAAGAAGUCGAAGUACCACCAUCCAACAACGCUCGAUAAACGACAAAAUGAGCAGCACGAACAGCAGCAGGAGGAGGGGAAGUGACAGCAGCAACCGGAGCUGUAACAGUAUCAAAGAGCUGAUAGCGCAACUAUUGCUGCUUAUCAGCUUGACAUCAGGCUUGCCGGGAAUCGAGUGCUUUCAGCGAUUUUCGGAACAGCCCACAUACACUGAGGUGAAUCCGCAUGAGGAUGCUUUGCUCACAUGCAAAGUAAUCGAUAAACGUGGCUCGUGCUCUUGGCAAAAGGAUAACAAGCCUGUGGGCAUCUACCCGAAGAAAUACGAAUGGGCCGCACGUCCGUCCAGCAGCAGUGGCGUCUUACAUCUGGAUCUACAUCCGCCACCGCCCAUGCAAAUCGGCGGCGACUGCUCCUUGUGGAUACGCUCGGCUACGCUGGACUUCGAUGACGGCCUGUGGGAGUGCCAGGUGACGGCCAGUGAGUUUACCGCACAGGAUGCGCUGACCAGUCAACCGGUGCGAUUGGUAGUACGUGUGGCGCCACAACGUCCACGUCUCGAGUAUGAGGGCGCACCAUUGCCGCCAGGACAUAACAUCACUGUCGACGCCGGCGCCAUGGCGACGGUCAAAUGUGCCUCACAUUAUGGUAAUCCGCCUGCAACGCUCAGAUGGUAUUUGGGCGACCAGGAAAUCUCACCUAUCCACCCUCAAGUAAAUGCCACUGAACCGGAUAACACACGCACCUGGUCAGCCACCUCAGUUGUCCAGGUGUCCGCCAUGAGAGAGCGACACGGCGACACUCUGCGCUGCGUUGCCUUCCAUGAUAACUACGAGGCCAAAUCUAUACCAGUCGAGGCCCGCAUGGAUGUCAAAUACGCUCCAACCAUUCGUCUAAUUGGCUCACCGGAAAUCGACUUGGAAGAGGAUAAGGAUGCGCUUGUGCUGCGCUGCGUGGCCGAUGCCAAUCCGCCGGCCAGCAUCGUUUGGCGACGUGCCGGACGCUCUGAGAUAGCCAGCUUGCAGGAAACUCUGCAAUUGCGCCCUGUUGGACGACGGGACGCCGGACUGUACACCUGCCAGGCACAGAACUCGGUGGGAACCUCGGAGCAGCUGUCAGUGCAGCUGGACGUGAAAUAUCCACCCAAAAUUGUCUCAGCCGGACCGGACCGUCUCACCACAGCACCACUUUUCAGUCCUGCCGCCUUCGAGUGCGUCGCCGAUGGAAAUCCCAUGCCCACUUAUAAAUGGGUUCAGAGAAUAUCACACGGCUCGAAGUAUGUGGAGCGGGGCAACGAGGCGCGUUUGGUUAUCGAUAACGUCACCUAUGAGUACCAAGGGGAAUACGAGUGUCGCGCCACCAGCUACAUCAAUGGCCAGGAACGUAUAUCCAUAUCCGAUCCAGUGUCCCUACAAGUUGUGGGUGCCCCGCAGGUGCUUCGCCUGCAUCCAUCCAUGCACACGGUCUCUGUGAAGCGCGGCGAGUCCGCCAGUCUGACGAUGGUCGUCUGUGCGGAUCCGAGGCCACAGCGCGUUGCCUGGGAAUGGGGUUCGCUGCGUCUGGAGGCUGGUUCGGGCAUAGACCGCUUCCGUGCCGAGGAUAUGCUGCAGGAUACCAGAGAGGAUUGCUACCUAUCCACAUUGCAAAUACACCACACAGAUGAGCACGACUCGCGUCCAUAUUAUCUCGUCGUUGAGAACGAACGAGGCACCGAUCGCCAUGCCAUUCAUUUAAUUGUGGAGGGUACGUUUGCAGAACCUUUGGAGAUGAGCUACCUUCUGGGUGUUGCUGGCGGCUGUAUGGCCGCCAUUUUGAUACUGAUCUGUCUAUGCAUCUAUGCCAUAAAGAGCAAGAAGUGCUGCUUCAAGGGUUCCACCGGCUGCUCGUCAUCAGGACAGGACAGUGAAAAGGCUGAUUUGAAAUCACGCUCGGAUAGCACAAGUGGCCCCCAAGGGGAUUCAAUUUACACAACGCCCGCCGGCUUCCAUCAUCACCAACAGCAGCAGCAGCAGCAGCAGCAGCAACAUCAUCAACAUCAGCAGCAGCAGCAGCAGCAACAUCAGCAGGCAGUGGCAGCGGCGGCGUUGCAUGCCGCGUCACAACAUCCGCAACAGCAAUAUCCAGGACAUGGCUCGCCGGAGGCAAUGAAGAGCGUGCCAGUGCUGCGCACAUUUGGCGGUCAUCAUAUCGCGUAGCGGGAGCUUAAUGUGGCAGCAACAACAUGCUCAUCAUCGGCAACCACCAUAACAACACCAACAGGCACACCACCAUUGCCACCGCUGCCCAACACGUUCAUUGCGAUCAAAACGAAAAACGACAACGGCAUCAAUCACAGCAGCAACAAUCUAACGUUGCACAGUGGCAGCAAUAGUUUCAAAUCGAACGGCAGCAACAACAACUCAAACCGAAGGUCGCCCAAUGCACAACAGCAGCAGCAACAACAACCACCGCCAUUGCCAAUGAAAAAUGGUGCCAAACAGCAACAACAUAACGCCGACUCGCAUUAUCAACAUCUGAGCUACAAUAUGACACAUUUGCAACACUUUAACUCGCUCGAUCAUCAGCAGCAACCACAUCAAUUCCAUGCUGUACGCAGCAACAAUACGCUCGAUCGCAAGCAACUAAAGCAACAGCAGCAGCAACAACAGCAACAAACUGAUGUUGGCGGCGAAUACUGCACUCAAAUCAAUCCGCAUUAUUUGCAGACCUUUGACAGUCUCGAUCCCAAUCAUUAUAGCGUGGCAAAUCUGCAUUCGCAUCCACGUUCUCAUCGCAGCCAGUCAAAAUCGCAGAUUUAUAGCUACGGCAGCAGCGGCACCGCCAGCGAUACGUCACAACAGCAACAGCAACAGCAGCAGCAGCAUCCACACUAUCACAGCAGCAGCAACAUAGCACACAUUGAGCACCACUAUCAACAGCAACCAGAACACAACAGCCACCCACACCCACACCCAAACCAGCAGCAGCAACAGCAACAAUCACAAUUGACACACCAGCAACAUCACAGUUUGAAACACACAAAACACAGCAAGAGUCACAAGAGCAAGCACAGCUCUAAGAAUAGCAAGUCACAGGAUGACUUCAAAGUCAUGCAUAAGCAGCAGCAGCAGCAGCAGCAAAAGUGCAGCAACAGCAGCAACAACAAGCAACCACAGCAGCAGCACUUGAAACGCAACGGCAAUAACGAGUUGCCGCCACAGCAACCGCAACAACAGCACUAUUCAAGCUCCAGUGAUAGUUUACCAUUUGAUAAUAACUAUUAUUAA
Messenger RNA from Drosophila innubila, 3568 nucleotides. RefSeq names its product kin of IRRE-like protein 3. The record is from RefSeq and is a predicted model, not a curated record. Lineage: Eukaryota; Metazoa; Arthropoda; Insecta; Diptera; Drosophilidae. Gene Ontology annotation, molecular function: cell adhesion molecule binding. Gene Ontology annotation, biological process: cell-cell adhesion. Gene Ontology annotation, cellular component: cell-cell junction. The transcript has 16 exons.